UCUAUCUUGGUGCGUUCUGUUCUUUAUAGUUAACAAUGAACUGAUUAUUGUUAGAGCUAAUCUUUCCUCGUGCUGUUGGCUGUUUUUCUGCGCUAUUCAGAAAGAGAGGACUAAAGACAGAUUAAGAUGGGAUUUGCCUCUGACGUCUUAAUUGCUGGAGGCUCCACCUGCUCAGUAAGAAUGAGCAUCCUUUUAAGUCUUUUGCCUGUGGUCAUCAUUGUCUUAGGGGCAAAACACCUUUAUGACUGCCCAAAGCAGCCAAUGGUUCCUAUUUACCUGCUGGUGGGAGGAGUGGCCUGUCUGUGUCUACAGACAUUCCCUAUCUUUUAUUGUAGACAAUCAGAUGGCAAGGUCAUUCUAAUAUGCAGAAUUCUCAAUUUUCUGCUCCUCGUUUUUUGUCCUAUCUGGUUCAUCACAGGUAGUGUUUUUGUAUACACAGCAUAUCGACCAAACUACGAGUCCCGUUGGUCUGCAGAGUAUUGUGAGAGGAUACUCUAUGAGGUUGCCUUCUGGAUUACAAACGCCAUAUAUGUUAUGAUACCACUACUGCUGCUGUGCCAGUGCUACAAAACAUGGUGUGAAAACAGAGUUCCAAAGAAAUGCUGUAUAAACACAGUAUCCUGAGAAUGAUGUGAGAUGAAACUGAAAAUGAAAAUGAUUACGCACAACUGCAGAUUAAGAUUUAAGAGCAAUAUCUUCCUGACUGAAGUAAAAUAACCCUGA
Molecule: messenger RNA, 723 nt
Organism: Colossoma macropomum (tambaqui)
Lineage: Eukaryota; Metazoa; Chordata; Actinopteri; Characiformes; Serrasalmidae
Product: transmembrane protein 272-like
Exons: 4
Coding region: 127-624 (165 amino acids)
Source: RefSeq, a predicted model, not a curated record